AGGGUGUGCGCCCAGGCCAAGCAUUUGCUUUGAUUGCAAAUGGCCAGCGUGUGAUGGUCACCUGUCCAGCGAAUGCACGACCUGGACAAAAGAUCCGCUUUCAAUUGCCGAUCAAGCUCAGCUCUGAUGAGAUUCAGUCAAUCAAGCUUAAUUACCAAAAGGACGGCUGGAUUCGCUGUCUAUCUACAGACCUAACAUUUCAUUGGGUACGCAGUGAAGCAGAAGCUGAUAGUGAUCACGAGUCGAAAAAGAAACUAGAAUGGGCCUUCGAGCGAACUGCCUUCGUUCGGGAACUACGGACCUUGACUGUGGGGACAUCAACAUCGAAGGCGACCCACUCGCUGCAACUUGUGCCUGCGAAAGAUGCUGCUCUGUCCACUGUAGUGCCCGCAAUUAACAAUGGCACUUCGCUUGCCCAGGAGCUAUCACGAUACGCAGCCAUGCCCUUUCAACAUAAAGAAGCCUGGUUUCGACAACAAAUUGCAAAGUUGCAAGUGCCGUGGGAAGAUGGACACAUAAAGAUUAAUGUUCGACGUGAGAAUCUUUUGGAAGAUUCAAUGGAGGCUACUGAGUCAAUUACUCAAGCCGACAUGCGCAAAAUCUUUCGGUUCGAGUUUAUCGCAGAACCAGGUGUGGAUGCGGGAGGUGUUGCACGGGAGUGGUUUCAGCUUGUCUCGGACAUGCUAUUCAAUCCAGACUUUGCAUUAUGGUCAUACAGCUCAAUAAACCAAAUGUGCAUGCAGAUAAAUCCGUCGUCGGGCAUCGCAAAUGAUGAACAUCUCCGCUACUUUCACUUCACCGGCCGCUUGUUGGGUAAGGCUCUUUUUGACCGACAGAUUGUAGCUGGACAUCUCGUCCGACCCUUGUACAAGCACAUACUUGGAUGGCCAUUGACGGUGGCUGAUCUGGAGCAGCUGGAUGCAGACACAUAUGCCAACUUGUGCAAGCUGAAAGAUCUUGAUGAUGUGGAGGUUUGCUGCCUCGACUUUACCGUCACAGAGGAUCACUGGGGCACAGCACAGACAGUAGACUUGAAACCAGACGGUGCAAAUUGUACUGUUACCAACAACAACGUUGAUGAGUAUAUUCAACUACAGAUGCGGUACAGGCUACUUGACCGUGUCAAAGAACAAGUGAAAGCCCUCCUUAUCGGAUUCUAUGAUGUUGUUCCGGAGGCGUUACUUUCUGUAUUCGAUUUCCAGGAACUUGAGCUGCUUUUGUGUGGCCUCCCAGAAAUUGAUAUCGAGGAUUGGAAACGAAACACAGAGUACACCGGGGACUACGAACGGAAAGGUGCAUCUCACAAGGUAGUCAAAUGGUUCUGGGAGGUUGUCGUUGACGAUUUUGAUGAAGAACACAAAGCCAGGCUUCUUCAAUUUGUGACUGGCACCUCUGGGGUACCAGCGCAGGGAUUUCGCGCCUUGCAAGGCAACGAUAAUAAUAUUCGCAAGUUCACUAUCAAUUCGAUCCCUGAGACCGUCUCGGUUUUCCCAAAGGCUCAUACUUGCUUCAACCGAAUAGAUUUGCCCCUCUACGACUCGAAGAAGAAACUGAAAAAAUUUCUGACCAUGGCAAUUCAGAUGGAAGCAACUGGCUUUGAUAUAGACUGAGUGGUCUCGUUGUCUUGAUCCACCCCAGAAGUCUAGCUACUCGCCGUCUCACGGAGCUCAUUGGCAAGUUACCCCGGGGGCGAACGCGGGAAAUACGACGCGCAUAAAGCCCUCAGCUGCCGGCUAGGCGCCAAAUGACGCACGGCGUUAUUUACCUGGGCCGUCGCCACGGCGCUAUUUGCAGAGGUUCUGCACAGUUAGGUAGCCCGCGGGAAACUCGACGCGUUCUAGUUUGGGGCCCGCCAGCGGGCCCGCCCACCUAUGGGAGCCGGAUGCGGGAGCCGGAUUACCGGGUAAUGCCCGGGAGGCCUCGGU
Messenger RNA from Aureococcus anophagefferens, 1925 nucleotides. RefSeq lists its product as hypothetical. Gene Ontology annotation, molecular function: ubiquitin-protein transferase activity. Bases 54 to 1610 code for a protein of 518 amino acids. The record is from RefSeq and is a predicted model, not a curated record. The transcript is spliced from 9 exons. NCBI's taxonomy places the organism in Eukaryota, Pelagophyceae, Pelagomonadales, Pelagomonadaceae.